AUGCGCUAGGUUAAUUAGGUCAACUAGAAGAAAAAAUAGAAUAAUUAGAAUAUUCACCUUAGAAUAAUAAGACUUCAGGAAAUUUUUUAUAACAAUGUAAAACUAGUUAAAUCUAUUUUUCAAGAGGCUUUAAACAAGAAAAUCAUCAAGAAUACCCAUCUUAAAGUUUGGGUUAUCCGCAGCUUUUAUUAAUAAUACAUUUUUAGUCAAAAAAAAAUGUAUUAAUAUGAAGAGCUUCUGCUAAAAUUGAGAGUUAAUUCAAUAAACAAACCUUAGAGAAAGUCAUUUGGGGAAUUCAUAUUGUUGUUAAAUAAUUAAAACAAUUAUAAAAUCAGGAUAUAAACUUCCAACUACUCAAGAAAUUAUUGA
Molecule: messenger RNA, 369 nt
Organism: Paramecium primaurelia
Lineage: Eukaryota; Ciliophora; Oligohymenophorea; Peniculida; Parameciidae
Source: the annotation of a GenBank genome assembly